AUCUCAAAAACUCCCUGCCCCGCCAUAACCACAAACCGCACCUCCGCCACUACAUGAAAAAAAACUCAAUUGCACAAUAAUGGCGCCUCCUUCUAACCGUCGAAAAAUGCGCAAGAACCCUGGUGAUCGGGCGCAAAACGCCUUCCCACCCACUUUCGCCGAGUUAUCCGAGAAACCCUCCAUUCCAACUCGCAGACUUGUCAAUGGCGGCCCUUUGCGGUCUCGAAGAAAUGGGGGUGACAAAAAUCAGGGAGGUGGAGACGGUGGAAAGGACAGCAUGGAUGAGAUGGACCGCGGCAGCGAUUCUGAAGGGAACGAGUGGAAAAUGGGACAUGUUGACAGCGACGAUGAUAGCGAUCUUGACAGUGAUGAGGCAAUGGGUGAGAGCGAUGAGGAGAGGUUUGCCUGUUUUACGUUCCGGGGGAGUACCUCUACCGGGAAGAUGAAAAAGAGCAAGCCCGGGCAAGGUUUAGAGGAGGAGAGUGAAGAUGACGAGAGUAAUGAAGAUGGAGAAGGCUUUAUUGACUUGUCGGAGAUGCUGGAUAGACCUGAUUCUGGAGAUGAUGAGGAGGGAACUGUCAACGAAAAGGCGAGAGGGAAGUCUCGGCGGCCAGUCUCUGACGAUGAAGAGGGAAAGGAUGGUGAGAUUAGUGAUAGCUCUAUGGGUGGUGAAUCUGAAUCUGGAGAGGAGGAUGAUGGCGAAUCGGUGGCUAGUUUCUCUGAAGAAGAGGACGAAACACCAGAAGAUCCCUCGAAACUCGCAAAGCUUCAGGAGAUCAUAUCCUCGCUUCCUUCUACGAUGAAACCGUCAAAGAGAGCUCGAGAGAAUGAUCCUAAUGAAGGAAGGACGCCGGGUGAGUACAAUUUAACUAUACCUUCAACCUCUGAUAAGCUUACCGUGGAGGACCUCACGCCCACCGUUACCGAUCCCAAACUCAAGCAAUCGCUCAAGCUCGUCGCUGGCAAUGCACCGCCAAAACCCAGUAAGUCCGGAGUGCAGGGGAGGCUCUCGGUCCCAUUGGCCAAGAGGCAGCAGGACAGGUUAGAUCGAGCGGCUGCGUACGAGAGGUCAAAAGAGGCUCUCGGCCGCUGGACAGAUACGGUCAAGCAUAGCCGGCAGGCGGAUCAUCUUCAUUUUCCGUUAGCUAAUGCACCUAAUGCACGCUUACCAGCACCAAGGAAAAUCGCUGUGCUUUCGGCUUCUCAGUCUACCCCGUUAACCGAACUUGAAGCUACUGUCUCUGGAAUUCUGAAAGAGUCGAACUUGGCUUCCGAAAAAUCCAUCAAGGAAUUUGAAGAACUGAAAACGAACAAACUAUCCGUGGAGGAAGUCCAGAAACGUACGGCCGCGCUUCGGCUUACGCGCGAACUGCUGUACCGGGAAGAGAUCAAGGCGAAACGUAUCAAGAAGAUCAAGUCGAAAUCCUACCACAGAAUACUCAAAAAAGAGAGGGGAAAGCAACAAAACGCCAUUGAGGAGGCUCUAGCUCUUGAGCGUGGCGGUGUGCCGAAUGAGGAAGAUAUUAUGGAGAGGGAGAGGAAAAGGGCGGAAGAACGAAUGACGCUAAGGCAUAAGCAGAGUAAGUGGUCUAAAGGAAUGAAGGACUCGGGAAGGACUAUGUGGGAUGAGGAAGCACAGAAUGGUGCGGUGGAGAUGGCAAAGCGCUCAGAGGAGCUUCGAAUGAGGAUUUCUGGGAGGCCAAUUCUUGGGGAGGACGAGGAGUUGGAGGGCAGCGAUGAUGAGGAGGAUGACUUGUUUGACGAAAGUCAGCAACAAGCCAAGCAGAGGUUACUUGCAGAGCUAGAAAAGCUGGAGAAUGGAGAUGAUUCUGCCAACAGUCAACACAGAAAGAGCAAGUUGAUGGACCUCAAGUUCAUGCAGGUUGCCGAAGCUGCCCGGAGGAAAGCGAACAAGGCCGAAAUAGAGGAUCUACGACAGGCUUUGGAAGAUGAUGGCAGGUCGAGUAAGAGUGAUGAGAGCGAGGAAGAAGUUAAUGAUACCGGGAGGAUGACCUUUAGGGCUGGAAGGAAGAAGAAGGAAGAAAGAGCCAAGAAGCCUAAGCCAAACGGGUCUGAGUUCGAGGAAGCUGAGCACUCGAGCGAAGAUGAGGAUGGCGCAGAUAGUCCGGAUGAGACCGAAGUUACGAUCGUAAACAAGGCGUCUUCCAAUAUACCUAGGAACCCUUUCUCGCAGCCCGGAGUAUCGCCACUACAGUUUCCUAACCAGAAAACAAAGGCUGGCACAAAGGGCAGCAUUGCCUCCAGGCCUUUUCCCGAGGCAGGGGAGAAGGAUGACCCAGAGCCAAACCCGUGGCUUGCUCAAGGCUCCACUUCCAGUCUCGUCAGACCCAAACCUCAGGCUUUGGUAACCGGAAGGCCAGAAUCCAAGAAUGCAAAGAUAAAUUCCAAGCUCUCCAAGGAUCGAAAACAAGCGCUCAAGGGCCGUGAUGGCCCCGAACCGGAUAUCGAGAUUGAUGUGAAUGCCACACUUAAACUUGCUUCAAACAAGCGCAAAGCCGACAGCGAUAGAGAUAGCGGUAGCGAAGGAGGGGGUGAGGAUGACGAAGGAGCCAUAAAUCUAGUGCCAGCCAAAGGAGUGAAGGGUGUAAAUCUUGAUCAACGAGAACUUGUGAAACGGGCUUUCGCAGGUGACAAUGUUGUCGCAGAAUUUAAGGCAGAGAAGAAGAGAAAGAUCGACGAGGAGGGCGACCAAGCCAUCGAUACCAGGAUUCCGGGGUGGGGUAGCUGGGCCGGAGCCGGUCUCACAGAACGAAAAGGAAAAAAGGACAGUAAGUUCCUCAAGACGAUCAAGGGUGUCGAUAAGAACAAGCGGAAGGACAAGAAGCUUGAGAAAGUUAUUAUCAAUGAGAAGCAUGUGAAAAAGGUAUGAAACUAUCAAAUCGACAUGUCACCAACAAUGCUAAAUCCUAACGCUCUCCCUCAGAACGUUAAAUAUCAAGCAUCUGCGCUUCCUUUCCCCUUCGAAUCUCGGCAGCAAUACGAACGCAGUCUGCGUAUUCCCAUUGGGCCUGAGUGGGCUACGAAGAAGACGUUCCAGGAUUCUACGAUGCCGAGGGUUUUGGUCAAGCAGGGUACUGUUAUCGAGCCUAUAUCUGCGCCGUUCAAAUAAUUGGGUUGUAUCAGUUGAUGGGUGGGCUUAUGAUGGUUAUGGUGUUGGGCCGUAGAUGGUCUAAAUGUAUUCGAUUUCACGCCGGUAUCUCGAUCUAUUUAUGAUAUAUCUAGAUGAUCGAGUGCGAUGUAAAGUAAUUUGCUCCCGGAUAUGAAAUUCCGGGAAACCCACACUUCUAGAGGGUUAGGGGUAGUAUUAUAGAUGAGAAGCUUAACUCAACCUCAUGCCAUCCCGAACAUCCCCCCACCACGACUUCCCGCCCCAUCAAACCAACAAUGUCUUCAAAAGUACCUCCCCUUCUCCGAAUACGGCCCUCACUAAUGAGGCUUCCCGAGUUCCUCGGAAUCAAUUCCACAAGACCCCACUCAACUAGCUCCGUUGACCAAACUGAAAUCUCACACUUCGCAAACCUAGCCUCAACUUGGUGGGACCCCCACGGCGCCUCCCGCCUCCUCCACCAAAUGAACCCAAUCCGACUAUCCUUUAUCCAACGUUGUCUUAUCAAAGGCCCACCAAUACCGGUCACCUCUCCUGCACGCACAUCCCCGGAAAAACUCGACCCAGAAGCGGUAGUGCAGGACGCAGAUAACCCACAGAAACUCCGUUUCCUAGACAUAGGCUGCGGCGGCGGAAUCCUCGCGGAGGCUCUUGCAAGACUACCGAGCACAGAGUCCGUAAUUGCGAUCGACCCGAGCAAGGAGGUUCUAUCCGUUGCGCUCGAGCAUGCGCGGCAAGACCCCAUGCUCGCUGGGCCCAAGCUUCGCUACAUUAAUGCUGCAAUCGAGCGACUCCCGAAGGAGCUUGAGGGCCAACGGAGUCAAUUUGAUGUCGUCACGCUAAUGGAAGUCAUAGAGCAUGUUCCGCAUCCGAGCUCGUUCCUGACCGCUGCCAUGGAACAUGUUGGGCCCGGGGGGUGGCUGGUGUUGUCCACGAUCGCGAGAACCUGGACGAGCUUUUUGACGACAAAGUUGGUUGCUGAGGAUAUUCUGGGGAUCGUGCCGAGGGGGACGCACGAUUGGAAUAAGUAUAUUAAUCCGGAUGAGCUGAGGGAGUUUUUUGAGGGGAAGGAGGGAUGGAGGGAUGUUCUUGUUAUGGGUUGUGUUUAUGUUCCUGGGUUUGGGUGGAGGGAGGUUAGGGGAGGGGAGAAGGUUGGGAAUUAUUUCUUUGGAGUAAGGAGGGGGCUGGGUGAGGAGGCGGGUGGGGAAUGAUGCUUUCCCUGCUCUCACCCAGACGGGUUCCCAUAAUGUAGUGUGUGAGUAUGACCUUUAUAGAGCCCUCAAAGGUUUCCUUUGCUAAGACUCCAUUCUUUUUCCAUUCUUUUUCUCUCCCUUUUUUUCAGCUAGACUUGAGGGAACACUGCUUCCAGUUAUGCCAUUCCGAAAGCUUGUAAAGUAAACGAUAUGUUACGGCCCUCCCUUUUUCGAGCCUCCUAGUGAUGCACCGCACCCGGUCCUAGCCGAUACAAUUGCCGACCGAGUGAUGUCUAGUGAUACACUCUCCGGGUCCGAAAUAAGCCGCCACGAUAAUUCCCCCUCACAGAGGAAUGCGGAGGUGUUAAUUGGUUCUCACAAUCUGCCCUCCUCUAUCAAUAACUGAGCCAAGAGGAGUUGGUAGUCCGAAUAUUCGCUUCGGGGGUGGUGGUAGAAGUGGCGACCCGAAAGUAUCGGAACAAAAAAAACGCUCAGCGAAAAGGGUACUAUACUAUACUCGGUACUAUCACUAUUAAGUGUGCGACCGCAAUUAUACCGCAAAAAGUUAAUCACCGACAGAUUCAAAGCUAUCGCUAGGGUAGGUGUGUGUAUGGUGGACUUUCAGCACCACGUAUGAUACUAUAAUAUUACUUACUGUACGGUAUCAGGAAAAGGAAGGUCGAUAUUUGUUCGAACUGGCGGGGAAAUUGACGAAGGUCCCGGUGGAGCAUUAAAUAUACGUACAGUACAGUACAUCUACUCCGAUAGCGGGGCUUGGCGCUUAAUCAGAUUUUAUUCG
Molecule: messenger RNA, 5119 nt
Organism: Tuber aestivum (summer truffle)
Lineage: Eukaryota; Fungi; Ascomycota; Pezizomycetes; Pezizales; Tuberaceae
Source: the annotation of a GenBank genome assembly